AUGUCAGGCCAUGCGGCAGACAAGAUCGAACUCGGCAAGCCGCAGUUCGCAUCGCACUCAUGGCUAGAGCCAAUUGUCAAUUUGCAGAUUGUGGUCAGUAUUAUGAUCAGCUCAUUAAUUAUCAAUCGACACAGAGCCCUCAAAAUCCUCUCCAAGAACCAGCACCCUACAAUCAAAGUCUCAGAACCCGAGGACGUGGAGGCGAGUCCGACCUCGUCGCAGGGCCAAAUCAGUGAAAAGAACCCCCCGAAACGGCGCGUCUACGGAUUCCUGGCAAUAAACACCCCGAAUUCCUCGCGGUUUGCCCGCCAUCUCCAUAGCAGAGUCCUGCAGAAAUUCCCCUUCUUGGUGGAGAUGUUCUACUGGAUCCUCAACUACCUGUUCUACUCUUGCACAAAAGUCAUCUCGCAGCACCUGUCUCCCGCUGGCCGUGACGUGGUGCAGCUUGCUCAAGAUCACGCGAUUGGUAUCCUGGAUUUCGAGCAUCAUGCUGGAUUCAACUUCGUUUUCCCCAUAGAAGAGUCUGAUUUCCAGGCCUUUUUUCUGAAUGGUCAUCCGCAUUGGAUGACUUUUUUUAAUCGUAUAUAUUCCCUAGUACAUAUCCCUGGAACAGUGCUCUUCAUUUCUUGGUACUAUUGGGCUGCGCCUGACUUCGAGAAAUUCGCUGUUGUCCGUCGAACUAUGACUCUCGGCAAUUUUAUCGCCUUCUUGGUCUUCUGUUUCUUCCCCUGCAUGCCCCCACGUCUGCUCCCCGAAUCCUUCAAUUUCCACGAUACCGUUCGUCAAGAGCACGCUGAAAGUGUUUGGGUCGGAGGCAAAAUGGUUAACCAGCUGGCUGCCAUGCCUAGCCUACACUUUACAUAUGCCUUCGUGAUCGGAGCCACACUCAUUUAUCAUUCGGGUCUGGGAGUCAAUUGCCUCAGCAGAAAGCGGACCACGGGUUCCCUGCUGACGACCACUCUCUUCUUCGUCCUGGGAAUUGUGUAUCCUCUGCUUGUUUUGAGUGUGAUUGUGGCUACGGCAAACCACUACUGGCUGGACGCCGUCGCUGCGAUGAUCUCCGUGGCAUUUUCCUUCUAUAUCAAUCGUAUCUGGUUCAUUCUUCUUCCCUUGGAAGAUUUAUUCCUCUGGGUUCUCCGACUCGAGAAGCCCGUUCCGACAACGGGCAUGAGACACUUUGGUGCUGCUCGCCAGGCCAGGUCUGACCAUGCCGAUGAGGAACUGGAGGGCUUAUUGAACCGUUCUAUGUAA
Aspergillus ochraceoroseus IBT 24754 is the source of this 1251-nucleotide messenger RNA. Its product is annotated as phosphatase PAP2 family protein. The record is from RefSeq and is a predicted model, not a curated record. Gene Ontology annotation, molecular function: inositol phosphoceramide synthase activity. The transcript has 3 exons. Gene Ontology annotation, cellular component: inositol phosphoceramide synthase complex. The coding region runs from base 1 to 1251 and encodes 416 amino acids. Lineage: Eukaryota; Fungi; Ascomycota; Eurotiomycetes; Eurotiales; Aspergillaceae. Gene Ontology annotation, biological process: sphingolipid biosynthetic process; inositol phosphoceramide metabolic process.